ACUACGACACCUUGAAGUGCACCAAUCACAUUAUAAUCGCAAAUUCCUCAAACCAUAAGCACUUACCUUCCGGUUAUACACUCAGUCAGUCUGUCGGGGUGAAAGCAGAUGAGAGGGAUAAAGUGAACGAAUGAAGGAAUUUCUUUCUGAACCCGGGCCUUUUUAACAAUGUACACUUGGCGGUGCUUCCUCGCCGUUGUAUUUGUACUUGUUUGGUACUUCUCGGAGUUCGGACAAAUAUGGACUCAAGCCUUCUUUUGUUUUUUAUGCUUUUUUAAUUUCCCUUUCAAAAAGCAAGACCGUGAAACGAGCACUCAGACCGACGAUACACUUGAAACAGAACAACAGACAAAGAAAGCUCACCAUGUUGGUGUCACCGAUGAGACAGAUGCAGCCGAAACCCCGCAAACUGUGUCUGAGAUGCAGCAAUAUGAAAUUGUUAAGAGUUCACUAUUCCAGGUGUUUGAAUGCGCCUAUGCUCACCUGGUCCAGCCGUGGUACACAGUCCCAGAACUUGGCGACAGUCAGCCCCUUCACAGGGCGAUAAAGGAGGAGUUUAAGCUGGUAGUCGAGAGAGUCAUUUGCAAGGCAAAGGACUUCGAUCUGUCUACUACCAGUGUGGGUUGUAUUAGGAUCUUCACUCAACACCUGCAUAAUGCCAAGCAGUCAGAUGGCUCUCCAGUGUUUGGUUCAAGGUCCGAGGAGAUGGCAGUCCUCAGGACUUUUUCUGAAGCUCUCGUGCGAAACCUUUUUCCUAAAUACCUUUGGGAAGCAAAACUCUACCAGUGUGUCCUAACUGAGAUUGUUGCUACAAAAGCUCUUGAUGUGCUUGUGACAUGCCUCUGUAAUCCAGACAACCUGAAUCAGAUGGUGGUUUUACAGUUGGAUAGAGUAACCUCUAAAAGCUCGACAGGAGACCUCCUGAACUCAGACAGGGAAGGCACACCAUCUUCAAUGGGAAGUGAAGAAGCAGAAGUAUUGACAGAUGAAGCAGAGGAUGGUCGGUCUGAAGAAACAAAAGAAAAGAAGAAGGCAGGCAAUAGGAUCAAAGAACGGUUUUCUAAAUUUGUUGAUAAGGUCAAAUCAAAGAAAGCCAAAAGGAAAAACUAUAAGAAGAAGAAGGAGCAAGAGCUUUUGCAGAGGGCUUUAUUAUCACGAAGAUCUGCUGUUAUUGAAGAUGAUGGUGCAGACAGCAGAGAGGGCUCCAUUAGAAGCUGCAUGGACUCAGAUUAUGACAGUGAGACAGACAUUUACCUAACAACAAAUGUCCAAGAAGAUAUGAUGGAGUUUAGGCUUUCCUAUGAGAUGUGGCGGGUGGGGAAAUGGGCAGUCCGUGUUACAAAUGUUCAAAAGGAAAAUGAAGAGCUGUGUUUCACGCUUCACCUGGAGGAGAAGAAUAACCCUGAGAAUCUCAACUGGGAUGUAAAAAAGACCCAGUCGGAUAUACUUUAUUUUCACAGCCUCUGGCAGGAUGUUUCCACUUUACCCUCUAUUUCUGCAAUAGUAGAGAAAACAAAGGAGGAUCUUGAUGGCGCACAUGCAGAAGUUGGCUCAGCCCUGGAGCACUUUUUACAAGAACUGAUUUCUGAUGCACAGUUUGGUCACACUCAGCCUGUAUUCCAGUUCUUGUGUCCCAUUGUACAGCUGCUGAGUAAUAAUGAACAUAAGGGAGGUGUCUGGAGUUUUCUGAAUGGACUUGCCAGCUUUCUUAAUCCUGGGCAAGAUGAGGAUGAGUCACAUAACCCCAAGGGAGAUGAAAAGCUGGAUGGAGGAAGAGCCUCAGUACACAACAGUGGACAGUCAACAGCACAGCCAGCGUGCAUCGACACAGAUGAAGAACCAAAGGGGGGCGUUGUAGAAGAACCAGUGGCUGCAAACAUUAGAUUUUGUAACCCUGUCGAGGAAACUGACACCUUAAAAUAUAGAGAUGAUCAGAACGAUCAGAACUCUGAUGAACAGGAUGUGGUUUCAGAUGGACAGGAGAGUCUUGCUGAAAGUUUAGAUAUCUUUGUUAACAGGUCAAAACUAGUCAGUCCUUCAGGACACUCCAGUGAUAUCUCAAGUUCAGUCAUGAACCAUGCUGAAGGCGUACAGUCUGACUCAGUCGAUGGCAUUAUAAGUGCUCUGUCUGGGGGCAAAACAAACAAAAAAGAAAAGUUAACUCAAAAAAAGUCAAAUGGAUUUCAAAAGGUCAAAGUAAAGGAGAAAACGGGACAGCUCAAGGACGAGGUGGCAAGUCAGCCUCAGGCACAGAAAAAGGAACCCCAGAACAACUGGGACCAGGUUGAGGCCACCAAAGCCAUAUUUGAGUUAGUUAAGGAAAUAACUGGUAACUCAGUCCUCAUUAAUAUUUUCGAUGCCAUUCUAAAAACAGUCCAGCCUUUGGUAAAGAAAAAAAUAAACAACUUUUUAAAAAAGAUGCAUCCCACUGAAACUCAGAUUGCGUCUUACAUUGACAAUUUCCGGGAGAAAAUAUGGCCAGAAGGAAAUGUGCCCGUCCAGCCUCCACGUGACAGUGAGGAGAAACACGAGACAAAGGAGAAGGCUUUGCAGCUUAUAAAUUCAAAAUAUUCAAAUUCUUUGAUUCUCAAGAAAACUGAUGUCGAAACUGUGUUUAAGAUCUUCCAGGACACCGAGGAGAACAAGAAACUGGUUUAUAUGCUGAUGUCAUACAUUCUUGGGGAGUUUCUACCCGGGGAACGGGCCUUCAGUGCAAUACCUAAUCUAAUCGUAAAGGAUGUUCUUUCAUAAUUGAUAGAUCUUUAUGUAACUUGUCUAAUAUUUUUAAAUGUGCAUUAUUUAAUAUUUUAUGUGUAUAUUCUUUAAGGAUUCAUUGUGAUAUACCUCAGAGAGGUCAGCCUUUUACUUCGAGCAAUGUGAACAAUUUUUCUUGACAUUUUUAUAACUGAACAAAAAUGCCAGCCUCUGUUAAAUGUAGCAUUUUACUGUUUCAAAUGUACUGUAAUUGUGUUUCAUUUCAGUCAUGACUCAAAUACUUGGGCGUCAUUUUUUUUUUCUCAUAUUUUAAAAAAACUGACUGUUCACUUUUUGCAAAGAACUGAUCUUGUAUUUUAAGAAACAGCACAUGUUACUCAGGACAAAAAUAGAUAACUUCAUUGUAAUAGGCUAAUAAUUAGUAAUUUUACAAGAGUUAAUACAUGGUCUAGUCUGUGAGGAAUGUAUUUGAAUAAUAAUAAUAAUGCCAAUAAAUAUCUUUUACUACUAA
Puntigrus tetrazona (Sumatra barb) is the source of this 3226-nucleotide messenger RNA. RefSeq lists its product as uncharacterized. The coding region runs from base 169 to 2751 and encodes 860 amino acids. Gene Ontology annotation, molecular function: phosphatidylinositol binding. Gene Ontology annotation, cellular component: early endosome membrane; intracellular membrane-bounded organelle. NCBI's taxonomy places the organism in Eukaryota, Metazoa, Chordata, Actinopteri, Cypriniformes, Cyprinidae. The transcript has 16 exons. The record is from RefSeq and is a predicted model, not a curated record.